Suillus fuscotomentosus is the source of this 1918-nucleotide messenger RNA. RefSeq names its product IMP dehydrogenase/GMP reductase. Gene Ontology annotation, cellular component: cytoplasm. Gene Ontology annotation, molecular function: IMP dehydrogenase activity. Gene Ontology annotation, biological process: GTP biosynthetic process. The record is from RefSeq and is a predicted model, not a curated record. NCBI's taxonomy places the organism in Eukaryota, Fungi, Basidiomycota, Agaricomycetes, Boletales, Suillaceae. The transcript has 4 exons. The coding region runs from base 4 to 1575 and encodes 523 amino acids.
AAAAUGCCUGCCCAAUCGACAGCAACUGUCCUAUCUUCCUCAGACGCCGUCGCCCAUCUAGCAUCUUACCAAUGCUUAGACGGUCUCUCCGUCAAGGAUCUCAUGGAUUCCCGCAUCCAUGGCGGUCUCACUUAUAACGACUUUCUUAUGCUUCCCGGGAAGAUCGAUUUCCCUGCUUCUGAUGUGAUCACUGAUACCAAAAUCACUCGUAAUGUCGUUCUCAGAACCCCAUUCAUGAGUAGUCCUAUGGAUACCGUUACAGAGACUGACAUGGCCAUCAGUCUCGCGCUGCUGGGUGGCAUCGGUGUCAUUCAUCACAAUCAGUCUCCCGAAUCUCAAGCGGCUAUGGUUCGAGCCGUCAAAAGGCAUGAGAAUGGUUUCAUCGCGGAUCCUGUCGUCUUCUCUCCAAAUCACACGGUUGCAGAUGUCCUUGAUAUCAAGGCACGUCUUGGUUUCUGUGGUAUUCCUAUUACAGAAACUGGACACCUGGGAGCUAUACUUGUUGGUAUCGUGACCUCACGCGACGUACAAUUUGAGUCGCCUCAGACACUCCUCAGUGAGGUCAUGACCAAGUCUCUUGUCACUGCUCCCCAGGGUGUCACGCUCGCAGAGGCCAACCAGAUCCUCCGUUCUUCCAAAAAGGGCAAACUCCCCAUUAAUCCUAACAGCAAGCAGCUGUAUGCUGCAGCUGCAGUCGGCACACGACCCAGCGACAAAGGGCGCCUCAAGCUUCUCGUUGAGGCUGGUCUUGAUAUCGUCGUACUUGACUCAUCGCAGGGCAACUCCAUCUUUCAGAUUGACAUGAUUCAAUGGAUCAAGCAGACGUUCCCGAAGCUCGAGGUCAUCGCAGGCAACGUCGUCACUCGUGAGCAAGCUGCCAGCCUCAUCGCUGCUGGGGCAGACGCUCUCCGCGUCGGUAUGGGUAGCGGCUCCAUUUGUAUCACACAGGAGGUCAUGGCUGUUGGUCGUCCACAGGCCACAGCUGUGUUUGCUGUUGCCGAGUUUGCAUCCAAGUUCGGUAUCCCGGUGAUUGCAGAUGGUGGUAUCAGCAAUAUCGGGCACAUUGUCAAGGCACUCUCGCUUGGUGCGAGCGCUGUGAUGAUGGGAGGGCUUCUUGCAGGCACCACAGAAGCUCCGGGAGAGUACUUCUACCACGAUGGGAAGCGUGUGAAGUCCUACCGAGGCAUGGGUAGUCUUGAGGCUAUGGAGCAGGGUAGACCUGGCGCGUCUGGUCAGGUCAAUAGCAAGCCUGGUUCCACGAAACACACUCCACACCUUUCGAGCAAGCCACACGAGAAUGCCGCCACGUCACGCUAUUUCUCCGAGUCCUCCGCUGUCAAAGUCGCUCAGGGUGUGUCAGGUGACGUCCAAGACAAGGGCAGCGUCGAGGCAUUUGUUCCAUACCUACACGUCGGUGUUCAGCACAGUCUCCAGGAUAUCGGCGUUCGCAGUGUUUCAGAGUUGCAGGCAGGUGUGAAAGAGGGUCGUGUUAGAUUCGAAGUAAGGACGCCUAGUGCUCAGGUGGAGGGGGGUGUUCAUGGUUUGCAUUCGUACACGAAGAGAUUGUAUGCCUGAUACGACGGUUCGCGUAUUACCCAACGUGACCAGUAUCAUACACGUAGGCUCCUGCGUUGUUGCAAAAUAAGGGAAAAUUGUAUAUUCAUCAUUGUUGAUUGGAGGAAGCUGUGAUCAUAGCUGGGCUGUGCAUGAUCAAGUUCAAUGAUUCACUCAUGGACUACUCCCGCCAUCUCCGAGUCGCCAAUGCUCGCUACUCAUUUGGUGCGCAAGACGUAUAUUUUACCGUCUCUUACCACCAGAACUUUCGCAAUCAAUGAUAAUAGUCACCUCGAUGUUCCAUCUUUCUUUACAAACUUUGGUAUAACAUCACCGCGCGUGAAUAUUGCUACAUGGCUUUAGC